GGCCGGCAGGAGCAGAAGGAGACGGGGAGGAGAGAGGAUUGCUGCCUGCCUCCCAGUGCCCUGCAUGGACCGCGAAAGAGACGCGCUGAGUUGACCCUGCCCGAGCUGUUUCUGCUCCUACAUGUGAGAUCCGGUUGGUUUUUUCUUUCCACCUCUUUCUCUCCAGCCUCCUUCUUGUAUUCUCCACUUACUCCCGUAUGCAAAAUGGUGGACCCUGUGGGGUUUGUAGAGGCUUGGAAAGCACAAUUUGCAGACUCUGAGCCUCCUAAAAUGGAGCUGAAAUCUGUGGGAGACAUUGAACAGGAACUGGAGAUGUGCAAAGCGUCUAUCCGGAGACUGGAGAUGGAGGUUAACAAGGAAAGGUUCCGCAUGAUUUACCUGCAGACUCUUCUGGCAAAGGAGAAAAAAAGCUACGAUAGACAGAGAUGGGGUUUUAAACGUGUUUCUCAGUUGCCUGAAGGGGGUGCAGAGCAGCAGAUCCAGGACCUACAUCAUCACCAGUCUGCUGACCAAGACGAAUAUGAAAAAAGCAAGUCACAUCAUGGGGAGGAAAAGUUCAAACCCAGGAUCCCCUCUAUGCGCAAGCUGUCUACCCAGAGCGAUGGGUCCGACCUGUCACCUUUGGACAGCCCCCACCAUGGAGAAGGAGAGCAGGACAGGUGUAAGUACUAUGGUGAAGAGAAACUGAAGAGAGUUGUAGAAGACAUGGAGAAUCGCUGUGAUACAGAUGGCUCUCCUUCAAAACACAGAUCGGCUUCCACUCGCAGGCUGGUGGGAUCUGCUGAGAAGGAGGGAUCAUUUGAACCUAAGGAGAGAGGGAACAGCACCAGUGUGGCAGCCCUAAGGUCCAAUUUUGAGAGAAUGAAAAAAGUUAAUUCGCAUUCUUCUGGAGAUAAUAAGGAUGUUGUUGAAAAGCCCUUUUACGUGAACAUGGAGUAUCAUCAUGAGAAGGGUCUAGUAAAGGUCAACGAUAAAGAUGUUUCUGAUAAAAUAAGCUCCCUUGGUAGCCAAGCCAUGCAAAUGGAACGCAAAAAGUCUUUGCACUCACUCCCUUCUAACAUGGUACCCAGCUUCAGCGAGUUCCAGAGGCCUGCAUACAGGGGGAGGUCCUCAGAGAGCAGCUUUGGCUAUGAUGGGGAAUAUGAGGAUGCUGAACUGAACCCCAAGUUUCUUAAAGAUAACCUGAUUAAUGCCAAUGGCAGCAACCGCUCACCUUGGCAGCCCAUGGACUUUCAGCCGUAUCAGAGUAUCUACGUCGGUGGGAUGAUGGGGGAAGAAGGAAAAGGAUCCAUUCUGCGAAAUCAGGGUCCACCUGACCAGGAAAAACAUCUCACGUGGCCCAGGAGAUCUUAUUCCCCCAGGAGUUUUGAAGAUAUCGGAGGAGGAUAUACUCCCGAUUGUAGCUCUAAUGAGAACCUCACCUCCAGCGAGGAAGACUUCUCCUCAGGCCAGUCCAGCCAUGUCUCCCCCAGCCCCACCACUUACCGCAUGUAUCGGGAUAAGAGCCGUUCCCCCUCCCAGAACUCUCAGCAGUCCUUUGACAGCAGCAGCCCGCCAACCCCCCAGUCCCAAAAACGGCACCGGCAGCAGCAGGUCAUUGUGUCUGAGGCCACUAUUGUGGGUGUACGAAAAACAGGACAGAUCUGGCCAAGUGAUGGAGAUUUGCCCUCUGGGAGGUGUCACCAGGACAGCUGUUUCCACGGGGAUACAGAUGCCCCGUUCGGGGGGACCCCGCCCGGUUACGCGUUCGAUGCUGACCGCGCCGAGGAGCAGAGGCGGCACCAUGACAUGAUGCCCUACAUCGAUGACUCGCCGUCCUCCUCGCCACACCUCAGCUCCAAGAGCCGCGGCAGCCGCGACACGCUGUCCUCGGGCUCUCUGGAAUCAACCAAAUCCAGUGAGCCAGACCUGGAGAAGGGCCUGGAGAUGAGAAAAUGGGUCCUGUCAGGAAUCCUAGCCAGUGAGGAAACCUACCUGAGCCACCUGGAGGCCCUGCUGCUGCCUAUGAAGCCUUUGAAAGCUGCUGCCACCACCUCCCAGCCCGUGCUGACCAGUCAGCAGAUUGAGACAAUAUUCUUCAAAGUGCCUGAGCUCUAUGAGAUCCACAAAGAAUUCUAUGAUGGGCUCUUUCCCCGAGUGCAGCAGUGGAGUCACCAGCAACGUGUUGGGGACCUCUUCCAGAAGCUGGCCAGCCAGCUGGGAGUGUACCGGGCCUUUGUGGAUAACUAUGAAGUUGCUAUGGAGACAGCAGAGAAAUGCUGCCAAGCCAAUGCUCAGUUUGCUGAAAUCUCUGAGAAUCUAAAGGCCAGAAGCACAAAGGAAUCUAAAGAUCAGACGAUGAAAAAUUCCUUGGAAACUCUGUUGUACAAGCCAGUGGAUCGAGUGACCCGCAGCACUCUCGUCUUGCAUGAUCUGCUCAAGCACACUCCUGUGAGCCACCCUGACCAUCCCCUGCUGCAGGAUGCUCUGCGCAUCUCCCAGAACUUCCUGUCCAGCAUCAACGAGGAGAUCACUCCUCGCCGCCAAUCCAUGACUGUAAAGAAGGGGGAGCACCGGCAGCUGCUGAAGGACAGUUUCAUGGUGGAGCUGGUGGAAGGGGCUCGCAAACUACGUCACGUCUUUCUUUUUACUGACCUCUUCCUGUGUGCCAAGCUCAAGAAGCAGAUUGGAGGAAAAAGCCAACAAUAUGACUGCAAGUGGUACAUCCCACUCACUGACCUCAGUUUCCAAAUGGUGGAUGAGUGUGAGGCAGUGCCCAACAUCCCACUGGUACCUGAUGAGGAACUGGAUGCCAUGAAGAUCAAGAUAUCCCAGAUCAAGAACGACAUCCAGCGGGAAAAGAGGGCCAAUAAGGGCAGCAAGGUCAUUGAGAGGUUGAAAAAGAAGCUCUCAGAACAGGAAUCCCUCCUCCUGCUGAUGUCUCCCAACAUGGCCUUCCGGGUGCACAAUCGAAAUGGCAAGAGUUACACAUUCCUCAUUUCAUCGGACUAUGAAAGGGCAGAGUGGAGGGAGAAUAUCCGGGAGCAGCAGAAGAAAUGCUUUAAAAGCUUCUCACUGACAUCAGUGGAGCUCCAGAUGCUGACAAACUCCUGUGUGAAGCUUCAGACAGUCCACAACAUUCCCCUCACUAUCAAUAAGGAAGAUGAUGAAUCUCCAGGUCUCUACGGAUUCCUGAACGUCAUUGUCCACUCUGCCACGGGAUUCAAGCAAAGCUCAAAUUUGUACUGCACGUUAGAGGUGGACUCUUUUGGGUAUUUUGUGAACAAGGCCAAAACUAGAGUUUACAGAGACACCACAGAGCCCAACUGGAACGAGGAGUUUGAGAUCGAGCUGGAGGGCUCCCAGACACUGAGGAUUCUGUGCUAUGAAAAGUGCUACAACAAAACCAAGCUCACCAAAGAGGAUGGAGAGAGCACAGAUCGCAUAAUGGGGAAAGGACAGAUCCAGCUGGACCCGCAGGCACUGCAGGACAAAGAUUGGCAGCGCACAGUGAUCUCAAUGAACGGGGUGGAAGUGAAGCUGUCAGUGAAGUUCACCAGUCGGGAGUUCAGCCUCAAAAGGAUGCCGUCCCGCAAGCAGACGGGCGUGUUUGGGGUCAAGAUCGCGAUUGUCACCAAGAGGGAGAGGUCCAAGGUGCCGUACAUCGUGCGGCAGUGCGUGGAGGAGAUCGAGCGGCGCGGGAUGGAGGAGGUGGGGAUCUACCGCGUCUCCGGGGUUGCAACCGACAUCCAGGCUUUGAAAGCUGCCUUUGAUGUCAAUAACAAGGAUGUGUCAGUGAUGAUGAGUGAGAUGGACGUUAAUGCCAUUGCAGGCACCCUCAAGCUGUAUUUCCGGGAGCUGCCAGAACCCCUCUUCACAGAUGAGCUGUACCCCAACUUUGCUGAGGGCAUCGCACUUUCAGAUCCUGUUGCAAAGGAGAGCUGUAUGUUGAAUCUGUUGCUAUCGCUUCCAGAACCCAACCUUGUGACAUUCCUUUUCCUUCUGGACCAUUUAAAAAGGGUUGCUGAGAGGGAAAGCGUGAACAAGAUGUCCCUGCAUAAUCUUGCCACUGUCUUUGGACCAACACUGCUCAGACCUUCAGAGAAGGACAGUAAAAUCCCUGCUAACCCAACACAGCCCAUCACCAUGACUGACAGCUGGUCACUAGAAGUCAUGUCCCAGGUUCAAGUUCUUCUGUACUUCCUGCAGCUAGAGACUAUCCCUACUCCGGACAGCAAAAGGCAAAGCAUUCUCUUUUCCACAGAGGUGUAGGUGCCUGCGGUACCAACAGGACACAAACUGCUUUUGGCAUAACUUGUCACCCUGGGUAAAAGAUGACUGGUGUUUCCUUGGACUGGCCUGUUCCUGUGCUGGGGAAUUCCAGCCCUCAAUGCUUCUGCUGUUUAUUAACCAGACAUAAGCUGGAGAGAAUGGAGAAAAACCUUGUGCUGGUAGAACCAGAACUAAGCAGAGCUGGAGCUGUGUGGGAUCUCCACUAGAAGGAGCAAUAGACACUUGGACUAAAGCACCACUGAGUGUGGCGAUUAUUCUUGUUGGGAAUGUGACAGAAGGUAUUCCUCAUUUUAUGGAUUUAAUUUAUCAUAAAGAAACUUCAAGAUUUCUACUGGACCACUUGAUAGGACACCCCUUUUUGGGAGAGGGGGCGUUAAAGGAUAUCUCACAACUGUGUCUUUAAUAACUGCUGUUUUUCAAGUACUGUUCGAGGCCACAAAAAAUAGCAUUGCUUUGCAAGAGGAAGGAGAAGAGAAGGGUCUGGGAUCUAAAAUUCUCUCCACAGAAAUUCAAGUCUUGAUUUGAAUAUGGUUCUUAAGAAAUCAAAGAGUUUUAUGUACAGCUAGAACUGUUAUCUGGUUGGGGGCUGGGGUUUUUUUGUUGUUGUUGUUUGUAUGGUUUUUCGGCUCACCCAGCCCUUCCCAUAGAAAUGUUUGUACACCCCAGGGAAGGAGAUGCCCUGCUCUUGCCUAUGUUGCACUUCUGAUGGGUUUUGUUGGGUUGAGACAGACUCAACAAAAUAAAAUAAAUAAAUACAGCAAAUUAAAGAGAGGCAGGGAGGAUAACAGUCAGUGAUUCUGUUGUUUGUUUGCUAGAAAAGCAGGGGCAAUAUUAUCCAGGAGGGAUUGCUACAUUCCUUAGACCACCAAACUUAAUGAAAAUUAAUUGGAAAGACU
This is a messenger RNA of Sturnus vulgaris (Common starling), 5168 nucleotides long. RefSeq names its product BCR activator of RhoGEF and GTPase (gene BCR). Gene Ontology annotation, cellular component: membrane. Gene Ontology annotation, molecular function: GTPase activator activity; guanyl-nucleotide exchange factor activity; protein serine/threonine kinase activity. NCBI's taxonomy places the organism in Eukaryota, Metazoa, Chordata, Aves, Passeriformes, Sturnidae. The record is from RefSeq and is a predicted model, not a curated record. Gene Ontology annotation, biological process: intracellular signal transduction; positive regulation of GTPase activity; protein phosphorylation.